Messenger RNA from Triticum dicoccoides, 566 nucleotides. RefSeq lists its product as uncharacterized. The transcript has a single exon. The record is from RefSeq and is a predicted model, not a curated record. Lineage: Eukaryota; Viridiplantae; Streptophyta; Magnoliopsida; Poales; Poaceae. The coding region runs from base 265 to 543 and encodes 92 amino acids.
GUUUGAGCGCUCCGCCAUUCCCCCGUCGCUGCUCCUCUUGCAUUCCUCGAUCCACAAAAGGGCAAACAGCAUAACAGAUCAGAACUUUUUUGGCACAUUUUCUCUGUUCUUGGUCCACGAACAGGAAGGCAACAAGGUGAGGAUCGGAGGCCACACUGGCGAUGCACGCCGCCCUCUUCUUGCUCUCCUUGACCAGCGCCUCCGCGUCCGUCCUCGCCGCCCUUGCGUCUUUCUGAGCUCCGGUCCACCGGCGACGAUAGACCAAUGGCGCCGCCCCAGGAGGGGGAGCAGUGCGGGCGGCCGGCCAGCAGCGUGUUGAUCUGGGUGGUGACGGUGCUGCUGCUCCUCGCCGUGCUCGGCGGCGGCGGGUGCCUCGUGGCCUACGUCCUGCUGCCGCCGAGCGAGGCGCCCGGAUGGAUCCCCUGCGUCGGCCUGGGCCUCGUGGCGCUCCCCUGGGCGUUCUGGCUCGCCACCGUCGCCUACCGGUGCAUCACGGCGCGCUCGGCCGACCGCGCCGUGGCGCCCGCGGCCGCCGGCAGCUAAUUUCAUUACUUAAGAGUAGGUAA